AUGAACAGUACGACGCUUGAAUUAAGUAUUCGUCAAGUAAUUACUCAAAAUGACACUUCAUUAAAUUUGUCCAAUCGUUUGUUAAGAGCAGUUCCAUCUUUGCUGAGUGAUUGUGUAUCAUUACGUAAUUUGUAUUUGAACAAUAAUGAUUUAAUUGUACCACCCAAUGAAAUUUCAUCAUUAAUAAAUCUUGAAACAUUAUCAUUAGAAUCAAAUUCUCUUACAUUAUUACCAAAUUGUUUAUGGAAUUUGACGUCACUUAUUCGAUUAAAUCUCAGUCAAAAUCCUUUAGGAUGUAUAUCAAAUAAAUUAUCAAAUUUAAUUAAUUUACGUGAAUUAUGGCUAUCAAAUUGUUCGCUAUACGAUUUACCAUGUGAAAUUGGAAAAUUAAUAAAAUUACAAAAACUUUGUUUGAAAUGUAAUCAUAUACGUCAAUUACCCGAUCAAAUUGGUCAACUAAGACUAUUAAAAUGGUUAAGUAUUGAAGAUAAUGAAUUGAAAGAUCUACCAGAUAGUUUUCAAGAUUUAUUGUCAUUGUCGUAUUUGAAUAUGAAUGGAAAUCGUUUGAUAAACAUUCCAUUAAUUAUUGGAAAAUUAAAAUCAUUAGAUGUAUUGUGUUUACAGCGAAACGCUAUUGCUGAAGUAAAUGAUGAAACAUUAUUAACAUUAUCUAGUACAACAAAAGUUGAUCUUCGUGAAAAUCCAUUAAUUCAAAAGCCUUGCCAUUGGAAGGGUUUAGAAUUUAUACUAAUCGGUUCAUGUACCAAUCAUUUGAUGGAAAAAGAUAACGAUAAUGAUAAUGUGUUAGACAAUUCUAGUCAAAACGAUGAGGAUAACUUUGAAGUUUGUCAAUCAGAUGAAUGA
This is a messenger RNA of Didymodactylos carnosus, 864 nucleotides long. Lineage: Eukaryota; Metazoa; Rotifera; Eurotatoria; Philodinida; Philodinidae. The record is from the annotation of a GenBank genome assembly.